Molecule: messenger RNA, 957 nt
Organism: Argentina anserina (silverweed cinquefoil)
Lineage: Eukaryota; Viridiplantae; Streptophyta; Magnoliopsida; Rosales; Rosaceae
Exons: 4
Coding region: 1-957 (318 amino acids)
Biological process (GO): regulation of DNA-templated transcription
Molecular function (GO): zinc ion binding
Source: RefSeq, a predicted model, not a curated record
AUGCCGCAGACAAAGCACCGACUUUGUGAGUGGCAUAUAGGCAGGAAUGUUGGUCAAAAUGUUAAGGAUGAGAAGCUGCAGAAAGCGUUAGGGAUGUUGAUAUACACUUCGUAUAGCAAGUAUGAAUGGGAGAGGGAGUGGGGGAAGAUGGUAAGAGAACACAAUGUCGAGGAAAAUACUUGGAUCCAGUCACUUCACAAUAAGCGGAAGAAAUGGGUAGAGGCAUACUGCAGUCUGCAGUUGGUAUACAUAGAUGUUAAUGUCAGUAUGUCACUUUUAGAUAUAGACAAAUGGAUCUGCUCAACCCAGCGGUGUGAGGGCAUGAACCGUACCAUGAAGUUGAAGGUUGGUAAGUCCACAACGUUGAUUGAGUUUGUACCAAGGUGUUGGGUGGUUCAAUUCAUCGCACGCAACAGUGAGAAGUCACAAGAUGAGUCGUACUCUUGUUCGUGCGAGCUUUUUGAAUCUGACGAUAUUCCAUGUGCCCAUAUCUUCUGUGCUAUGAAAAAUGAGGGAGUUUUUGUCUACCCGAAAUCACUGAUAUGUGAGAGGUGGAAGAAAUCUAGUGGGAGCAGACCUCUUGAUAAAACAAGUGUCGAAGUACAAGUAAUCGGAUUCGCGCCAUGCAGGUACUUAUCGUUGAUAGCAGCAGCUAAGAGAGCGUGCUAUAACUUUUCCCAAUCAGCCGAAGGCUUUGAGAAGGGGCUGGUGGCGCUGGCCAAACUCGAAGAAGACUCAUUUGAAUUUCGGGCAAAGAAGAAACCAAGAUUGAUUGUGGAAGACAACAAUAACGUUGUUCUGGAGCCAAUAGUAGCCAGAACCAAAGGCAAGUAUUGUAAUGCAGAAAAUGGGCUGCUGCCUAAUGGUACGAAGGUGAAAGCAUGUGGGCAUUGUAGAGUUCCUGGUCACAAUCUGCGGACAUGUCCUGAAUUACAACGUGAUGAUAAUGGGAAAUAA